Messenger RNA from Vespa crabro (European hornet), 2785 nucleotides. Its product is annotated as synaptic vesicle glycoprotein 2C-like. Gene Ontology annotation, biological process: transmembrane transport. The record is from RefSeq and is a predicted model, not a curated record. Bases 953 to 2671 code for a protein of 572 amino acids. Lineage: Eukaryota; Metazoa; Arthropoda; Insecta; Hymenoptera; Vespidae. Gene Ontology annotation, molecular function: transmembrane transporter activity. Gene Ontology annotation, cellular component: membrane. The transcript is spliced from 10 exons.
UCACAGCUUUUAUUAUUAUAAUUAUGUAAGAAUUGCCCAAUAUUUUGAAGAGUAUGUGUACAUUUUCGAUAGAUCAAACUCGAUUAAAUUCGUAAUAUACGAUCGAAUUAUAUAUUUAACGAAAAAUGCAACUGGACAUAUUUGAGGUAAUAAAAGUAGUGAAUAAUAGCGAUCUCUUGACAUUUCUUGAAACGUAAUGAUAAGAAAAAUGUGUGAAUAAAUAUGGGAGCAGAAAAGAUGAAUGAAAACGUACGUAUUUACCAAAGUAGAAAUAAUGUAAUAUCGGGGGGAAAAAAAAAAAAAAUAAAAAAAAAAAAUAAGAUAUACGAAACGAUUUAGCAAAACGUUCUUACGUAACUCGCCUCACGACUUGUCUUCGAUUAGUGUUAAUGAUUACUAUUCUAUGAAAAUACGAGGAAAUUCAAUACUACGAAUACUUAUUAUUUCUUUCUAUUUACUUUUUCUAUUUAUUUUUAUCUUUACUAUUAUAAAAAUAAUUACUCAGCUUUCAAGCAGCCUUUAGAUAGGAAAAAAACUCGACAAAGACGUAGAGGGGAUAUGCAUAUUAUUUAAAAAGCAAGCGCAUCAGACAGAAUUUUUAUUGUAUUCACCGUCUUUACCGAAGGAUAUCCACAUGCUUCAAUUUCUUUCCACUUGCUAUCACUUAUUUCCACUUGCUUUCCCAUGCGAAUUCGUACGAAAAUUGUGAAACUUCUUAUCAUAUCAAUAUCGCAUCAAUCUUACAAUACAUAUUCCGAGUUUUGAUCGCGUGAUUAUAGACUUUGUUGAUUUUGUUCAGUUCACAGUGCCGCUCUAGUUUUGAGCAUAUCCAUCGAUCAACUCUAGCUUAUGAUCAUUUAUAUGUGCGAAUACGUUCUUACGUGCACCAUUCAUUUCCAAGAAAUCGCUCCUCAAGAAUUCAUUAAGGAACCUUUAAGGAAAGUUAUUUUCAAUGGGUGAGAAAGACAUAGAAAUGAAGCAAUCGUCGAUACAAUUAUCAACAGAUGCGUCUAGCGAGAUAGAUUUAGAAGAAUUCGUCCAACUUGCCCUUAACGAAACAGGGUUUGGUAAAUUCAAUCUGAAGGUGAUGGCCCUUUGUAGUCUGAUUUAUCUAAACACAGCACUCAGUAUAAGCAGCAUCGGAUUUAUUCUUCCUUCGGCAGCAUGCGAUUUUCAAAUGAGCACGAUCGAAAAAGGGAACAUCAAUAUUAUAUUUUUAAUCGGAAUGGCUUGCGGGUGUUACUUUUGGGGUUGUUAUGCCGGAAUCAAAGGUAGAAUAAAAACUUUGACAGUCUCGUUGUUUCUUCAAGGAACGUUUGAAAUUUUCUGUAGCAUCGUCCCACACUAUGGAUUUUUCUUAUUAUUUAAAUUUCUCAGCGGAUUUUCGUUAAGCGGGCAAAGCGGGACGCUCUUUGUUUAUUUAGGAGAAUGUCAACCAACAAAAUAUAAAGAGACAUUACUUUCUUGGUUGGAGAUGGCAUGGACAUUAGGUCUUAUGGUGUCACCACUUAUCGGUUGGAUAAUUAUUCCAUUAAAAUUUGAUUUCGAUACGAAACCUUUUGUAUUUCACUCUUGGAAUCUAUUCGUUUUAAUAUGUUCCCUUCCGUCAUUAAUUAUCGGCUUUUGGACGUUACAUUUCACUGAAAGUCCCAAAUUUCUUGCCGAAAUGAUGCAAAUGUCGGAAUUGGCCGUGGUACUUGGAAAAAUAUAUUCCGAAAAUACUGGUAAUCCGGUGGAAAAAUAUUUCGAAAUACUCGCUAAAAGUGAAAAUCCUUUACAUAAAACUUUGAAAAUGAAUAAUUAUGAAAAUUCGAACGAGGAAAUUAAAUUGAAUAAUUUCCGUGCGAAUGUGCAUUCUAUGUAUACGCAAACGAUAUCUCUUUUUAAACCACUGCACAUUAUGAGAAGUCUUAACGUAUUCAUUCUCAUAUGCUGUAUUACGGCCUCUUACUACACGCUGAUGCUUUGGUUUCCGGAAUUGUUUCAAAGAUUCGCCAAGUACGAAAUGAUGUAUCCAGAAAAAUUCGCUAGCGUGUGCAAAAUUUCGAAAAUAAAUCAACUUGGAAGCAAUAAUACAUUGAUGCUGAAACGUGAUAUAUACGACUGCGAAAAUAAUAUUCACAACAAUGUCUUUUCCCAUACAUUUCUCUUAGGACUAGCUUGUAUACCACUUAGUAUUAUGCUUCCGCUGACCGUUAAAUACACGGGUUAUAAGAUUUAUUUAAUAAUUUGCACAUUCCUCUGUACUAUAGUGACCAUAGGCUUUUUCUUUAUAAAAUCAUCGACACAAAAUCUUAUACUUUCUUGCAUCUUCGAAGCGUUGAUAUCUAUAUGCAUGAGUAUUAUCUUCUGCGUGAUCGUCGACCUUUUUCCUACCAAUAUAAGAAUGAUGGCAAUUGCUCUAGCUGCAUUUUGCGCACGUUUGGGAUCAUUUGUAGGAAAUUGGUUAUUUGGUUACUUAAUAGACAAUUAUUGUUUAUCAUUGAUACUCAUAGUAGCUACACAACUUUUCUGUACGUUUUAUUCAACAUUUUGUGUUAUUAUCUCCUUACAAAAGUGUAUUUACGUUUUUCUACAUUUAUCUAUAUUUUUCUUCUUUCUAGUAAGCUUUAUACUCAGCUGUCUUACACCUGGAAGAUUUGGACAAACAAAAGCAAUCAAAAAUACAUAAUUCCAAAUAUUUCGAUUUAAAAUGUAUGUAUCGAAUCAUAUAUGUGUGUAAGAUGAAGAUGAAUUUGUUAGACAUAUAAUGUAUGAUAUGAGAUAAUUUUAUCUACCAUUAUAA